UGCCUGUAUAUAAGGAAGCUAAGGGUGUGCACAAGCAAUGACUCAAAAGUUCAAAAAUUAAUAACCAGAUAUAUCGAACCAGUUAAUUAGCAGAGCAGAAUUGAACUACCAUGGAAGGUGCAGCCACCUCGAAACACAUAAACAUUACCUCCCCUAUCCUCAUCCUCCUCCUCUUCUCCAUUCUCGUCAUCACCACAACCGCAAUAGGCACUGCAACCACUCUAACUCAGCCAAAGACGUCGUCGUCGUCGUCUCCGGCGGAGUGCACCUACGGCAUCUACGUCCAGACCGGGUCGGUUCAGCGGGCGGGGACCCACUCGGUGAUCGGGCUGAGCCUCUGGGACGAGUCUGGGUCGCAGAUAGCCAUCCCCAACCUGGAAACCUGGGGACUGAUGGGGCCAGGGUUCAACUACUUCGAGACCGGCGAGCUCAACAUCUUCGGGGUGAGAGGGCCCUGCCUGGCCGGCGGGGUCUGCGGAAUCAACCUGACCUCCGAUGGCUCGGGGCCCUACCAUGGCUGGUACUGCGACUACGUCCAGAUCACCUCCUUCGGCCUGGGGAUCGACUGCUCUCAGCAGAUGUUUCAUGUCGAACAGUGGCUCGCCCGGGACGAGCCUCCCUACCAGCUCACCGCCACCCGGGAUCUCUGCAAAACUGCCACUACUGCUCUCCCUUCAUAUUCAAAAUCCAUCUAAUUAACUAAUUAAUCCAUCCCUACGUUCAUCACCUCGCAGAAUAAGUGUGGUUUUCUUUAAUUCGGUUUUUACCACCAUGAACGAAUCUAGCUAGGUGAUAAUAAUCAUUUUAAUCAUCUAUCUAUGUUUGUAAUGUUUCUUUGUAAUCCAUGAGAUCGAUCGAUCGAUCGAUGUUUCUGAACACAUACACACACAGACUCAAUCAAAAUCAAUGUGAGUAGAUUAUGGACUACAUAUAAA
This is a messenger RNA of Andrographis paniculata, 935 nucleotides long. Its product is annotated as PLAT domain-containing protein 3-like. Bases 111 to 695 code for a protein of 194 amino acids. The transcript has 2 exons. Lineage: Eukaryota; Viridiplantae; Streptophyta; Magnoliopsida; Lamiales; Acanthaceae. Gene Ontology annotation, molecular function: protein binding. The record is from RefSeq and is a predicted model, not a curated record.